AUGAGUUCUGUAAAGAGAAAGUGUUUUACAAUUGAAGAAAAGAGUGCAAUAUUACACAGAUUAGAAGCUGGUGAAUCAAACGCGACCCUCGCAAAGGAAUUUGGCGUAUCUCAUUCUACAAUAUCAACAAUAAAGAAGAAUAAAUACAAGAUCGAGCCGUUAUUUAAUGCCAAUGUUUUGAAAUGCAAACGUGUAAGAACUUCUACUCAUGAGCAGUUGGAAAAGGCAUUGUUACAGUGGUUUAAGCUUCAGCGCGACCGGGGAAUACCUCUUAAUGGACCUCUGCUACAAGAGAAAGCAAAUUUUUUUGCUAGACAGUUGGACAUGCAAAAUUUCAUAUGUUCCAUGAGUUGGAUAAACCGUUUUAAAGUAAGACACAACAUCGUCAGUGGAAAUAUUGUUGGCGAGUCUUUGUCAGUACAACAGAGUGAUGUACACGAUUGGUUAGAAAAAGUUUGGCCUACUCUACGUGCUCAAUUUAGUGAUGAUGAAAUUUUUAAUGCAGAUGAGACCGGGUUGUUAUAUAAAUUAACCCCAGACAAGACGUUGAAAUUUGAAGGUGAAAAAUGUACAGGAGGAAAAUUAUCAAAGGAGCGAAUAACAGUGAUGGUGGCAGCCAACAUGAGUGGCAUAGCUAAAAAAAACUUCUCGUUUAGUAUUAACCCGAAAUUCUUAGAAAAAGAAGUGGAACAGUGGAGUAAUGACGAUGAGUAUGAAAGAGGGAAGAAGAUUGCGACAAAAAUCAAAGUCACUAAUGACACAGCAGAGAGAGGCAUGAAGCUAAUGAAGGAUUAUAACGGGAAGUUGAGCGCGAAUGAGGACCAAAAGUAUACGUUACAAGUAGUAUCCAAUUACCGAACUUAA
Molecule: messenger RNA, 864 nt
Organism: Diorhabda sublineata
Lineage: Eukaryota; Metazoa; Arthropoda; Insecta; Coleoptera; Chrysomelidae
Product: tigger transposable element-derived protein 4-like
Exons: 2
Coding region: 1-864 (287 amino acids)
Cellular component (GO): nucleus
Molecular function (GO): DNA binding
Source: RefSeq, a predicted model, not a curated record